Serpula lacrymans var. lacrymans S7.9 is the source of this 192-nucleotide messenger RNA. RefSeq lists its product as uncharacterized. NCBI's taxonomy places the organism in Eukaryota, Fungi, Basidiomycota, Agaricomycetes, Boletales, Serpulaceae. The annotation marks the transcript as partial. The transcript is spliced from 2 exons. The record is from RefSeq and is a predicted model, not a curated record.
AUUCCCGUAUAUAAUGUUGAUGGCACUCUUAAUGCUGGUGGAUGCAUUUGGAAGAUGACCCACUACACCUAUCAACAAAUAGAAGCAGGAGGAAGGAAUGCCAUGUGCAAAUGCCUCAUCACCAGAUUAGGAGGAGAAGACAUUCUCCUCGGAUACCCGUGGCUCCACAAGGUUAACCCCACGAUAGACUGG